AUGAGGUUGUCCCUCGACUUUUCGUUACUGACCCUGGCAGCAUUAAGUUCUGCUCAAUUCUUUCCACCAACGCCUGAAGGGGUUACAGUCGUCAAGUCAAAGAUCCAGGAUGGAGUGUCUAUUUCGUUCAAAGAGCCGGGAAUUUGCGAGACGACCCCUGGCGUCAAAUCAUAUGCAGGCUACGUACACUUGCCACCAGGUAUCCUCGACGACCUGGGGAUCUUCCAGAAUUACACCAUAAACACCUUUUUCUGGUUCUUCGAAUCAAGGAAGGAUCCAGCAAAUGCGCCAUUGUCGAUAUGGAUGAAUGGUGGCCCAGGGAGUUCGUCGAUGAUCGGUCUGUUGCAGGAAAAUGGACCUUGCAAUAUCAACUAUGACUCCAACUCGACGACCCUAAAUCCGUACUCUUGGAACAAUGAGGUGAACAUGCUUUAUAUCGAUCAACCCAAUCAGGUGGGGUUAAGCUACGACAUUCUUGUCAACGGCACGCAAGACCUUCUUGAUCCCAGUGGCGAUGUCGUUGUGGAUGACUUUACUACCGUAGUUCCUGAGCAGAACAACACGUUUCUUGUGGGAACCUUCCCGUCGCAACUGUUAAACUCAAGCGCCAACGGAACCACCAACGCCGCGAGAGCCCUGUGGCAUAUGGCUCAAGUCUGGUUUCAGACGUUCCCUGACUACAAGCCUAACGAUGACCGGGUCAGCAUCUGGACGGAAAGCUACGGUGGCCAUUAUGGGCCGGCAUUUGCUGCAUUCUUCGAAGAGCAGAACCAGAAAAUCGCAAACGGCACUUGGGCCGACGUAGGGGAAACAUACGAGAUUCACCUCGAUACCCUCGGCAUCAUCAACGGAUGUAUCGAUACCCUUAUUCAAGAACCUAGCUAUCCUGAGAUGGCAUUCAACAAUACCUACGGCAUCAAAGCGAUCAACCAGAGUAUCUACGACGCAGCCCUGAAAAGCUUCACGGAACCUGGCGGUGUACGAGAACUUAUCGAGACGUGCAGAGCUCUAGCUGCCGAGGGAGACCCUGAAAACCAGGGCAACAAUGCGACAGUGAACGAUGCUUGCUCAGCCGCCAACGAUGCCACCUGGGACAUCGAAGGUCCCUAUGUCGACUAUUCGGGACGAAAUUACUAUGACAUUGCAGCCAUUGACCCUGAUCCGUUUCCACCGAAUUACUACAUCGGUUAUCUCAACCAGCCGCAUGUGCAGGCCGCGCUGGGAGUUCCCGUCAAUUACACCAAUCCGGGAGGUAAUACCCCGUACUAUGCAUUUCAGGAUACCGGAGACUAUCCCCGCGGCGGUUACCUGGAAGAUCUCUCGUACUUGAUCGACAACGGAAUCAAGGUUGCUUUGGUGUACGGCGACCGUGACUACGCGUGCAAUUGGAUCGGAGGGGAAGCAGUGUCGCUGGCCGUCAACUAUUCGCACACCUCCGACUUUGCGGCCGCGGGGUAUGCGAACAUCAGCGUCAACUCGAGCUAUGUUGGCGGUUUGGUCCGGCAGUUUGGGAACUUCAGCUUCUCUCGCGUCUUCCAGGCCGGUCACGAAGUACCUGCGUACCAGCCUGAGACGGCGUAUGAGAUCUUUCGCCGCGCGCUCUUCAAUCUCGACAUUGCGACGGGCAAGGAAGACACGGCCAAGAAUGACUCGUUUGCGACGACAGGAUUGUCCGACACUUGGUCGGUCAAGGAUGUUCCGCACGAAACCAGCGAGGUUGUUUGCUACACACUCGCUUCGAGCGCCAGCUGCAACGACGAGCAACUCCAGAGUAUCAUUGACGGGUCGGCGUUGAUUUCGAAGUAUAUCCUCGUGGACAAUUACACGCUGGGUCAGUUUCCUGGUCUGGUGGCUGCGGGCAACGGAAGUGGCAAUGACAGUGGUAACGGCAACGGCACUGGCACUGGGGGCAAUGGUUCUUCCAGUGGUACUCAAGACAACGGCAGUGCGACAUUGAUUGGUAUGAGUGUUAGCGUGGGUAUGUGGGUACUGGUUGUUGUGACCGUCAUGGCAACGACAGGCUUGUGA
Molecule: messenger RNA, 2028 nt
Organism: Exophiala spinifera
Lineage: Eukaryota; Fungi; Ascomycota; Eurotiomycetes; Chaetothyriales; Herpotrichiellaceae
Exons: 4
Coding region: 1-2028 (675 amino acids)
Biological process (GO): proteolysis
Cellular component (GO): fungal-type vacuole
Molecular function (GO): serine-type carboxypeptidase activity
Source: RefSeq, a predicted model, not a curated record